Messenger RNA from Lampris incognitus (smalleye Pacific opah), 453 nucleotides. RefSeq names its product dual specificity phosphatase 28 (gene dusp28). Gene Ontology annotation, molecular function: MAP kinase tyrosine/serine/threonine phosphatase activity. Gene Ontology annotation, cellular component: cytoplasm. Gene Ontology annotation, biological process: protein dephosphorylation. The record is from RefSeq and is a predicted model, not a curated record. Bases 1 to 453 code for a protein of 150 amino acids. The transcript is spliced from 2 exons. NCBI's taxonomy places the organism in Eukaryota, Metazoa, Chordata, Actinopteri, Lampriformes, Lampridae.
AUGCUCCAGUUGUGCCGAGUCACCGAGGCGCUGUUCAUCAGCAACGCCCGCUCGGCCUGCGACGGCGAGCUCAUCCGGUGCGAGGCUGUCACGCUGUGCAUCAAUGUGUCUAGACAACAGCCCUUUCCCGCCGCAUCUGACAUGGCCGCGCUGCGGGUCCCCGUCUACGACGACCCCAACGAGGACCUGUACGUCCACUUUGAUCGCUGUGCUGACGCCAUCGAGGAGGAAGCGAGGCGCGGUGGACGGAGUGUCGUCUACUGUAAGAACGGCCGCAGCCGCUCUGCCACCGUGUGUGUGGCGUACCUCAUGAAACACCACAAGCUGUCACUGACGGAGGCCCUCCAGAAAGUGAAGACAGCUCGUCAGGUGAUCGACCCCAACCCGGGCUUCAUGGCCCAGCUGGAGAGAUAUGAACAGGAGCUUAAAAAGAAAGACCGGGACCUAAACUAG